AACUUAACUCAACUCAACGCGCCGGGAUGGGGGGGGGGACGAUUGGUCACGUGGUGUCGUCUCGCGCUCGACCACGCCCACACACAGCCCCCCAAUCACAAGCCCGGAUAUAGCCCCGCCUCCUCCCGACAUUUUUGGGUUUGCCCCGCCCAGGAGACGGCGGGGCUGAGAGGCGGGGCACGGCACAGCGGGGGUUCAGUGCAGCCCGCACGCACGCGCCGCGUGCUCUGUCGGCGCCGCCUGCGCUGCUCCCUCCGUGGCUCUCAGUUGUCGCCCCACGUAAGAUUCGCUGUCUCUGCGUCUCCACAUUCCUCGUCUGUCUCCACCAUUGCUAUAGGCUCCACAGAUUGCUGCUGUUUGAGUGAGUAGUAUACGUGUGUGAGUUAGUCCCCCCCCCACCGCAUGGCUGCUGCUGCUUCUUCUGGCGGCAGGGAUCUUCACACCGCGCGCUUGGAGGAGUCCGGGAUCGCCGCGAAGGGAGCGGCGGCACGUGAGCGGAGCGGCCCCGCUAUGGCCGGGGAGGCCGUGACCAACGGGAGAUGCGGCCUGCGGGACGGGGCCGCGGCCCCUGCGCAGGGGCGGCCUGCAGCAGGAGGAACAGUGGGGCAGCAGCUGCUACAGCUGGAUACCAGGGGACAGCAGCACAGCCCAGUGCCACGCAUGGGACAGCUACAGCACAUCCCAGUGCCAGGGAUGGGACAGCAACACCGCCCAGUGCCAGAUAUGGGACAGCAACGCAACCCAGUGUUGGCUAUGGAACAGCAGCCCCACAGCCCAGUGCCAGAGAUAGGACAGCAGCAGAGCCCAUCAUUUAGAAUGGGACAUGAACAGGAUCCAGGCCUAUUAGCUAUGAGACGGCAGCACAGUCCAGCACCAGGAAUGAGACAGCUCUACAGCUCAGUACCAGGGAUAGGACAGCUACACAGCCCAGCACCAGGGAUGAGACAGCACAGCCCAGCACCAGCGAUGGGACAGCUACACAGCCCAUCUCCAGGGAUGAGACAGCAGCACAGCCCAAUACCAGGGAUGGGACAGCAGCACAGCCCAAUACCAGGGAUGGGACAGCCACACAGCCCAGUACCAGCGAUGGGACAGCAGUACAGCCCAAUACCAGCGAUGGGACAGCUACACAGCCCAGGACCAGGGAUGGGACAGCCACACAGCCCAAUACCAGGGAUGGGACAGCUACACAGCCCAAUACCAGGGAUGGGACAGCCACACAGUCCAAUACCAGGGAUGGGACAGCCACACAGCCCAAUACCAGGGAUGGGACAGCAGCACAGCCCAAUACCAGCGAUGGGACAGCCACACAGCCAAGUACCAGCGAUGGGACAGCCACACAGCCCAAUACCAGGGAUGGGACAGCAGCACAGCCCAGUACCAGCGAUGGGACAGCAGCACAGCCCAAUACCAGCGAUAGGACAGCAACACAGCCUAGUACCAGGGAUGGGACAGCCACACAGCCCAGCACCAGGGAUGGGACAGCCACACAGCCCAGUACCAGCGAUGGGACAGCAGCACAGCCCAGCACCAGGGAUGGGACAGCUACACAGCCCAGUACCAGGGAUGGGACAUCGGCAUAGUCCAUCGUAUAGAAUGGGACAGGACCAGGAGCAAAGCCUUUCAUUAGGGACGGGAUUGCAGCACAUCCCAGUGCCAGAAAUUGGACAAGGACUGCAGGUCAGCCCAAUUUUUGUUCCGGGACUGAGACAGACAGCCAGUCCGGUUUUAGGAGCAGGGAAAAGACAGCCACCCAGUCCAAUAUUUGGGACAUCGCAAGGACAGCAGAGCAGCGCCUUUUUUGUGACAGGACUGGCUCAGCACACAGACCCACGGUUUGGGGCAACCCAAGGUCAGCGGGGCAAUCGAGGACACGAACUCGGGGUGGAAAUGCCAGGCGAGGUGGUGGGUGGUCUCGGUCGGAGCAGUCAAGCCGGUCCAGUGCCCUUUGCUGGUGUAGAGCAGCAGCAGCUAAGCCAGGUGUACGUCCAGGUAGCCGGACAGCUUCGUCCUGAUGCAGUGUUAGAACCGGAUCGUAAACCACAAGCCAACCCAGGUAUGGGGCUUGCAUCAGGACAGCAGAUGGUUCCCACAAUGGGAUUUGGACUCGGACAACAAUCCAGCUCUGUGGUUGAUCAAGGAUCAGGACAUCAGGCCAACAACUCAACCCUUGCAACUGCACUAAGAGAGCAGCCCAGCCCUCUGUUCGAGCAGGGACUGGGCCAGCCAUAUGGUUCAGUAGUUGGGCCUGCACUCGGACCGGAGCAGUUGUUGCAUGGACAGCCUGGAUCACAGCACCGGCGCGCAGUCGCAGAGCCGGGCACCAUGGGUGCGGUGGGAACGCCGCAUGGGAGGAGGACGCUGCCCAGGAAGGCGAGCAUAAUCAAGGAUACUUCACGGCAGAAGCAGCCCGAGCGGAAGAAGACCGUGUCGUUUAGCAGCAUGCCUACAGAGAAGAAGAUCAGCAGUGCCGGCGACUGCGUCAGCCUCAUGCAAGAGGGCUCCGAACUGAAAAAGGUCAGGUCAAAUUCCCGCAUCUAUCAGCGCCUCUUCUUGCUGGAGUCAGAUUUGCAGCACCUGCGUUGGGAGCCGUCCAAGAAAGACCUUGACAAAGCUCGCCUGGAGGUGCGAUCCAUAAAGGAGGUGCGUGCUGGGAAAAACACGGACAUCUUCCGCAGUAACGGGAUAUCUGAGCAGGUUUCUGAAGACUGCGCCUUCUCCAUUAUCUACGGAGAGAGCUACGAGUCACUGGAUUUGGUUGCAAACUCGGCUGAUGUUGCGAGCGCAUGGGUGACGGGGCUGCGCUACUUGUUGUCGUGCAGCGGUAGGCAGGACAUCUCUGCCUCGAUACAUUUUGGACAGAACAGCCUGCGCAGUUGUUGGCUGCAGGCAGAAUUUAAAUGCACAGUCACAGAAGACGCAGGAUACCUUUCAGAGGCCGGUGCAGUGGAAUUGAUUCAUAAGCUACACCCAGGAUUAAGGAAUUCGUAUGUUAAACUGAAGCUGAAGGAAGUGCUAAAAAAUAACGAUCGUCCAGAUGACAUUAUUGGCCUCACAGUGGCAAAUUUCAUUGACGUUUUCAACGUAUUAGCAACACGACCCGAAGUUUACUUCCUGCUUGUGCAGUUUUCCAGUAACAAAGAGUACCUGGAUGUCAAAGACCUCUCUCUAUUUCUGGAUACAGAACAGGGAAUGGCACAGGUUUCGGAGGAGGUGAGCCUAGACAUCAUCCGUCGAUACGAACCCUCGCAGGAAGGCCGAGCCGCCGGCUGCUUGGGUAUCGAUGGCUUCACGCGGUACCUGCUAUCCCCCGAGUGCCACGUCUUUGACCCCGAUCACCGGCACGUGUGCCAGGACAUGACUCAGCCCCUCUCCCAUUACUACGUUCACGCCUCGCACAACACCUACCUGGUGGAAGACCAGUUCCGUGGCCCCAGUGAUGUCGGGGGCUUCAUCCGGGCCCUGCGGCUAGGCUGCCGCUCCGUGGAGCUGGAUGUGUGGGAUGGUCCUGAGAAGGAGCCUCUGGUCUUCAAUGGCCACACCAUGACGUCCCCUAUCACUUUCCGGGCGGCUCUGGACGCUAUUGGCAAGCAUGCCUUUGCAGUGUCGGAGUACCCUCUGGUGCUGUGCUUGGAGACGCACUGCUGCCCGGCCCAGCAGCGCACUAUGGUGCGCCAUAUCAAAGAGGUACUGAAAGAGAAGCUAUACACGGAGCCAGCCGUCGCGUCGUGCGCACACCUUCCCUCCCCGGAGAGCCUCCGCGGGCGAAUUCUCAUUAAGGGCCGGAAACUGCCGCCCACUUGCCAGGAGUGCGAGGGCGAUGUGAGCGAGGAGGACGAGGCAGCGCAGAUUGGGCAGCAGCACUGCGAGCCCGAGCAGGCACGCAGGCUCACGCUCACACGGGAGCUCUCCGACUUGGCGUCUCUCUGCCAGUCUGUCCGCUUCCGCGACUUUGAUGUGGCUCUUCAAAGCCAGAAAUACUGGGAAAUAAGUUCGUUCAGCGAGCUGCAGGCUGGUCGACUUAUAAGCGAGAGGUCGGAGGACUUCCUGAGUUAUAAUAAGAGGUUUCUUUCCCGCGUGUACCCAAGCCCCAUGCGAUUGGACUCGAGCAACGUUAACCCGCUGGAUUUCUGGAAGUGUGGCUGCCAGCUGGUGGGGCUCAACCUCCAAACACCGGGGCUCAUGCUGGACCUUAACGUUGGCUGGUUUCAGCAGAAUGGUGGCUGCGGCUACGUGCUGCGGCCUGCAAUCAUGCGUGAAGCCGUUUCAUAUUUCCGUGCCAACACCCAUGAAAGCUUCCCUGGCCUCUGUCCUCAGAUGCUGCACCUCCGCAUCAUUAGUGGGCAAAAUCUCCCCAAGCCCAAAGGCUCGGGUGCCAAGGGGGAAGUGCUGGACCCCUACGUGGCAGCUGAGAUUCACGGCAUUCCAGCUGACUGUGCGGAGCAGAGAACCAAGACUGUAUACCACGAUGGAGACCACCCGAUAUUCGAGGAGAGCUUUGAGUUCCAGCUCCACUUGCCAGAGCUGGCUCUGCUACGAUUGGUGGUACUGGACGACGACUACAUAGGAGACGAAUUCAUUGGUCAGUACACCAUCCCCUUGGAGUGCCUCCAGCCCGGAUACCGUCACGUGCCGCUCCUCUCCCUUACGGGCGAGCUCUUGACCCACGCGUCCAUUUUCAUCCACGUGGCCGUGACCAACCGCCGCGGAGGGGGCAAGCCUCCGAAGCGGGGGCUGUCUGUGAUGCGGGGCCGCCGCACCCACAAAUAUGUCACCAUGCGCACCGUUGGCAUCAAGGUGGUGGACGAGGUGUUCCGCGUAGCGACGCAGCCGCUGCGCGACGCCGCUGACCUGCGGGAGAACUCGCAGGUGGCAGUUCUGGCUUUCAAGGAGGUGUGUGGUCUCCCUCCGGUUGCCAACCUUGCCCAGUGCAUGCUGGUGCUGUGCUCACGGCUGCUCAACACUGACGGGACUCCCCAGGUGGGACUGGUACUGCGUGACCAGAUGCCGUGCCUGGACGUUCAGGGCGCCCUCCCCGACGUGCUCAAGAAGGGCGUGGUUCUCUAUGACACGAUGAUACAGGAAUUGCGGACGCUUGUGGAGAGUGCAGACGCCAUCCACGGCAAGAUCACACAGUGCCAAAAGUCAGGUCUGGAACUUCAUGAAGAUCUGAGCAGCCUGGGCACCAGAGAGGGACUCAAGGGCCGCAAGCUGGCCAAGGCGAUUGAGAGCUUCACCUGGAACGUUACCCUGCUCAAGGGUCAGGCAGAUCUCCUCCGGCAGGCCAAGGGCGAGUGCAUAGAGAAUAUCCGGCAGGUGCACAAUGCCGCCAUCUCCUGUGGGCUCGAUAAAAAUGCAGGCAUUGCAGCAGUUUCCGAGAUUGGCUCAACCAAGAAGGAAGAGCGGCCACUCCUCACUGGCUUGCAGCAGCAACCCCAAGAGGAGAGGACAUUCUCCACCCCUGUACCCAGGCAGCAAGGCACACUAGUAACAACAAUCACUGGCAUAACUGCAACAGAAGCAGCUGCCUCAACACACGCUCUGAAUAAACCAAAGUCGUGUUCUCCAUCCUUGGCCAGAGAUGACCGUGCAUGUUUUCAAGUUGACCGUGCAUCACCCGAUAUCGGUAGCACGUUUGCCAGUGCGUCGGCGAGUACUUCGUUGUGCCCAGAGAGCAGCGCACCACAACAGUUGCAGGAAACCUCUUACCGGAACUCGACGGUUUCAGUCUCAUUUAAUGAUGGGUUUCCUACUGAGCCAUCCAUAGUGCAGCAAGGCGUUACCGUUGAUUCCCUUGCAAAAAUAAACAAUUCAAUAUGCAUCGGUUCAUUUCUCACCCAAACCCCUGUGGAGCAUGGCUCCAGCAUUGAGAGGGCAUUGCUCGCAGACAGCGGCAGCUUUGAGAUGAGCAGACAAAUCCACUGUCCGUCCGUGCUGGGGAGUUUCCCGGACAGGGCACUCUAUGAUAGUUUGGAAGUGAACCGAGAAAUUACCGAGAAGUUGAAUUUGGAUAAUUUGUGACGUCCAGGAAAUCUAUAUCGUACUUGUCUUAGCUGCGUCGCAGGAAAAAUUAGUGGUCAUAAAUAUGCCUCCUGGGCCAUCUAUUCUGUAACAUAUCCAUGUGAAAUGUUUACUAAAAUGUGUUCCUUAGAUAGACUUGUACAUCUAAAAAUAUAUCUCAGCAAUAGAUGACAUGCACAAGCGAUGAGGUGCGCAUCAAGAGGAGCAUUGCUGGAUGGUGCAUGCUUGUAAUCGUGCUAGAUUACUGAUGUGUUGGAUAUCAUCCGUGAAUCGGUGUAAGUGGUUUCACUUGUUCAGAUGGCUGUUAGACUUGUACAAAGUUAUGUUUUUCCCGACUAUUGAAUAUCCCGAAAGCAUCAAGCGUUAAAUUGUAAGAUAAUUGAGCACUUUCAGAACAGUACCAAAACGUUUCCACAUUGAAGCUGUGUGCAUGCAACGUUGCGCCACUGACUUUUUUUACAUUCACUGCUCUGUUUGAGUUUGCUAUGUUUGAGCCAUCUGGACAGAUUAUUCAGUGUUUACAUACUAAACUGUAGUCAUGGUAAUAUUUUAAGACUGGAAAAGAGGAUAUGUCAUGUAUUUUGGUUAUUUCGCUUUCUUUUCUCGGUUGUGAAAUCGUCUGCUGAUGCCGACGUUCUCCCCAACAUCCAGGCCGCGCGUCUUAUUGCACACCGAUGCUGGGGAAUGUCCAACUCCCUAUGGGGCUUCAAAGUUACUAACUAUAGGAUGGUGCUAUGGUGUGCAGCUGCGUGUGCUUGGCACACAUCUGUCCAAUCAGCUGUCAGAACUGGGCCUCGAUAAAUAUACAGUAUGAUCACAAAAUGCAUACCUUUUGUUACCAUUUCAUAGACGAAGACUCGGAAGGGUUAGCUGAGACUUAAUCCAUUGAUCUCAAUGCUUCUGACUCGGUACCCUAACACGGCAAUUCGUAUUACCGUUAAACCAACAGGUAACCUUUAUAAUGUGUUCACAUUAAGCGUGCAUCUUCUUGCCAAACCAAUACCGUUGGGAUUGCGUGCAGAGUGGGUAAUCUGCUGAGCUCUGAUUUACGUGCCAGAGGUAAACGCAUCCUGGAAGUUGUUGCACAGGCUUCAUCUCUGCGGCUCGGGAUGUCUCUGCUGAGCGAACGCAGGGCUUCAGAAGGCGGCGGCGUCAGCUUAAGACCACACCAUGUCACCGUGUUAUACCAUCGCCUCACAAAACUCUGUUCUUGUGCACUUGGUAAGUCCCAACUGUAGUUGAAAAACAUAUCAAUGGGUUAUAAAUGAAAUCCAAUGUUUAAAUUCAUCAUGAGUAUCUCUUCUAGUGGUCUCCUCUGCAAACGACCCUUCCCUGCUGUACGUGUAGCUUCACAGAGUACGUAUGGAGAGGUGUUUUGGUCACGGGCACGGUUUGCUUUGUUCUUUCAACAUAGACCAUUUAAACUGUUGAACAGGAAAUCUUUCUGGGCGGUACCAAAAGACAGCACGUUGACCCCUCCUGGUGCCCCCCGUAAAUUCAGCAGUCGCGCAUCCUCGCAUCGCCCACCAGUGCAUGCCCAUGGUGUACUCGUGCCUCGCUCUGUCAGUUAAUGUCACUAAAUUGUCAUGUUUUGCCAAGAAUGUAAACAUUCGUAAUGGUUAUAAACAGUAUAUUUUUGUUUAAAUAGUUCAAGAGGAGGUCGUAAACAAUUAUAAAUGAUAAAUGCCAAAAGUAUUACUACUAUUUUCUUAAAUAUAUUUUGACUUUAUUUAACAUGAUUGUGGUCAAACAUUUUUUUUUAUAAAAUUGACCAUUGGUACCAUUUCCUCUAGGCUAAUGAAAAGGAAAGUAACUACAGUUUUAAAAAUGAAUUAAUAGUUCUUCCAGUUAAAAUGUUUGUUCUGUUUAUAUACACUGAAAUGUAAAUCAGUAGCCUGUCAUUUAAAUGUUUGAUUGAAAUAUUGCAAUAUUUUCUUUAGCAAUAUGUUUCAUCUCUGCGUUUGUGUUAAUUUUUUUAACAGUGCAAUAGUAUGGGGAGUUAUUUAAUGGAAAUAUUCUUCUCUCUGAUCUAAGCCUUUGUUUAAAAAAAGUAUGCUUUUACGUGAUUUUAAAGUACACAUUUUCCACCGCCAUAUUUAACUUGUCUUUGCUAAUUCAUAAGCGCUGUCGAUCACAUUAAGAGCUGAUUAUGGUGAGGUGGUCGUCUGUCGGAGAUCACGUGCUCAUCAGCUUAUAAUAUUUUCCAUCAAGAUCAAUCCUGGGUCCAUUUACAGAUGCUUACGGUUCAUGAUAAAUUUUGCUCGGUGUAUUUGGAAAACAACGGUUACGUAUAGAGAAUUAUUUUAUUUUAACGUAAAUCCAAGACUUGUUUAAACGUAGGAUGUUGGACUGAGAUGCGGACAUUCUGACAGCAGCGCCUGAAGGUGGCGCUCCAGAGCGUCCCCGUGACACGACGGGUGCCGUGGGAUGCCCCGCACAGGGAGCACCUCUCGACGCGUCGUGGUGGCCACCACAGUCCUUCCCCCGAUCCCCUGCCACCCUCUCUAACUGCCCUCUUGUUUAAAUGUUGGUUGCUCCUGAAUUUGCUGAACUCAAAAUACUUAACAUAGAAACCAGUCUGCUAUGUAAGGGAUCUGUUACUUUCCCAUAUCUCUUGAUUAAAUAACCUGAGCUAAAUUGGUGUUCUAAAAACCUGACUGGUCGUGGGCAGUGUUGUUAAAAUACAGAAGGACUCAUCUAUUUUAUUCUUGCCUAAACAAACAUAUAUAUGGAACGGCAGUGGUGUGCAGGUACAAAUAGAAACACCACAUUCGUCAUAAACAAACCCUGCUUUAUCAUAGAGAAUAUAUCUGGCUGAAUUUCAGGCAAUGGGCUUUAGAGCUGAGAUGGCAAAGAGAUGCAUUGACUCGGCACAUUUGAGGUGACAACCUCCCUCAACAUCUUGCCAGGCUUAGCAAUUGUAUAGUCUCAUUCCAUCUCUCGUCUCUUUAUAUCACCUUGCAUGUAGUUUCAGUCCAUGAUUUCAGUUUAUAGGAUCGUUCCUCUUGAGUACAAAGCCUUUCAGGUCUUUUAAUCUGUUCAUAUAUUAAUAUAAAAAGGUUGCUAAUUUCUUGCGACACAUUUUGCCCUUCCGUGCUGAGACCGUGUCUCGAGUUGAUUGAGUGUUGACUGCGAAUUGUUCUGAAACGUGGUGCGGACUCUAUUGUUGCAACAUGUUGCUAUGAACGUAUGACAUUAUUACAGGUUACCUUUCAGUUUAAAUGGAUACAAGAACAUUCAUUUGGACAGAUUAAAGCCAAAAAGGUAGAAUUUGAAUAUGAAAUGUUGCUUUUUAUUUAUUUACUAAAAUUACAUGUAGUGUAAAAGGUUUACACAACAUGACGUUGCUGUGUAGCACUGCGAGUUUAUUGUGGAACCAUUGAGACUGGACACAUUGCAAUUAAAACCACGGACAACACAUUUCUGUAUGUUUACCACUCCGUCAUUGUUUUGGGGCAUAAUUUUAUUGUACAUGUGCUUUACAAAUAAAAAAAUGUUGGCUAGGUAACAUUAUUUGAUAAAUAUUCUUAUUUUUGUCGGGUUUAUUCCAAUUUUAACUUUGUGUAAAAUGUAUUGCAUAAAAUAUAUUUUUUUUCUUAAAGUAACAGCUGUUUAUAAUAAAAUAUUGCCAAAUUAA
Molecule: messenger RNA, 9658 nt
Organism: Petromyzon marinus (sea lamprey)
Lineage: Eukaryota; Metazoa; Chordata; Hyperoartia; Petromyzontiformes; Petromyzontidae
Product: inactive phospholipase C-like protein 2
Biological process (GO): gamma-aminobutyric acid signaling pathway; phosphatidylinositol-mediated signaling; regulation of synaptic transmission, GABAergic
Molecular function (GO): phosphatidylinositol-4,5-bisphosphate phospholipase C activity
Source: RefSeq, a predicted model, not a curated record